ACCCCGACACUCAGUUCGGCAUGCUGGUGCCAGCGCGCGGCGACGCUGCCUGCAGGUGGUGCCAGGACUUGCUCUGCCAGAGCUUGUACGACCACGGGGGCGUCAACCACGUCAGCAUCGACGGCGGCUGUAGCAUGCUUGGCAGCGUGGACGACUUGGCGCAGCGCCGCACGGACAUGGACAUAUCCUUGGUGGUUGGCGCCCCAGGGCUCGCAGGCAUCAAAGUGACAGCAUCCGUAUUCGAGAGUUGGUCUCGGUCAGGGCAUGUCUGGGUGCAUACGCCGUCCUUGAAAGACGCUUUGGGGCUCCCAGGCGAGAUGGGUGGUUGGCGUUUCUGGCAGCGCAAGAUGCCCGCUAUCAAGACCAUGAUCGAAAAGUACGCGUUGGCCCCGCAUGCGUUUCGCACUUCGAUGCCGUACGGGAGGCUUGCUCAGGGUGCUUCGGUUGCGAGGUGCUUGACGUGUUGCUCAAUUUCUUUGGAUUGCUUGCUGGUCGUGUCGGCUCGGGGGUCCCACGGUGAGAUCAAGUCGAAGGGCGGGAUUGAGGAUGAGGGCUUCAG
Molecule: messenger RNA, 559 nt
Organism: Prorocentrum cordatum
Lineage: Eukaryota; Dinophyceae; Prorocentrales; Prorocentraceae
Source: the annotation of a GenBank genome assembly